Molecule: messenger RNA, 2239 nt
Organism: Cynara cardunculus var. scolymus (artichoke)
Lineage: Eukaryota; Viridiplantae; Streptophyta; Magnoliopsida; Asterales; Asteraceae
Exons: 1
Coding region: 28-1971 (647 amino acids)
Source: RefSeq, a predicted model, not a curated record
AUUAUAUGACUACUAAAUAAGCAAUCAAUGGACUCCGACAGGCCACCACCACAUCGGACCACCUCCACUUCUUCCACCACCACCACCACCAGCGACCUCUUCAUCUGCUUCACCUCUCGCCACCACCAUUCCUCCUCCUCCUCCACCUCCUCCAUGAAGAUCUCAUCCAAAUCAAUCUUGAGUCCUGGUAGACACACCAGCCGUGACCCACCGAUCUCCUUAUCCACCUCCCUCAGCCGGAGACUCAGAACCAGCCGCAGCAUCAAAGGCGGUGCAUCUCCGGCCAUGUUUCCCACCUCCGGCAAGAAAAAAGGCGGCGGUUUCGAAAACCCAGAACCCUCUUCCCCUAAAGUCACUUGCAUUGGUCAAGUUAGGGUGAAAAGCAAGAAGAAACAAGGCAAAAGAUUGAGAACUUUAUCAAGAAGACACAGCACCGGCGAUGUUAGUUUCAGAAAACUCGAUCAUAAUCACCAUUCCCGUGAUGGGUUCAGUAAAAGUCAGAAUCUUGGAUCAAAUUUUCAACAGGGUUGUAAUAGUUUCGGUAGUAAUCAAGAAAACUUGCCGGAAAAGCUCCAUAACCCGAGAUGGGUUCAUCUGCCAUUAACGAUUUGUGAAGCUUUAAGAGCAUUGGGGUCUGAGUUCAGCUGUUUGUUUCCUUGCCGGUCUUCUUGUUUUUCUCCGGCGACGGAGAGGGAGAAAGAAGAGAAAACGGAUCAGCGGCAAGGUUCUGGUUCUGGGUCUUGCGCUGCGGUGUUUACACGGUGGUUGGUGGCGUUUCAGGACGGAGAUGAUGGUGGUGGUAGAGGUGGUCGGAGAGAGAUUGAACUGGUGGUCGGAGGAGACGAUGAUGAUGAAGGUGAUGAUGAGAUUAGAAGCAUUAGGACUUCAAGAAGACAUGUUUUUGAUGAUUUAGAGAUCGUAAAUGAUCGAAUUGAAGGGUGUUAUAAAGAUGAAGCAAGAUUGAGUAUUUGCAUUCCACCAAAGAAUGCUUUGUUGUUGAUGAGAUGUAGAUCUGAUCCAUUAAAAAUGGAAGCUCUUGCAAAUCGAUUAUGGGAACCAACAAUUGACGAUUAUGAAGAAGAAGAAGAUGAAGAUGAAUAUCACAUCCCACUAAAAACAGAAGCUUUUGAUCAAGAACAUGAAGCUAAUCAAGAAACAAUCUUGAAACGAAGUCUUCAAGAAGAAGAUCAAGAAACCCACAACGAAUAUCAAGAAACCCACGAAGAAGAUCAAGAAAUUACAUUUUUUGGGUCAUUAUUUGAUGAACUUGUGGAUCAAGAUCAAGAAAGUGAUGAAAUGGAGGAUGCUAAGGAAGAACUAUUUGAAGAAGAAAUUCAAGAAACUGAAAUGGAAUCAAAGAUUGAAAAAGUCAAAGGUUUUGAGGAAGAGGUAACCCAAUUUGGAGAUAGAUCUGAAACGGUUGACGAGUCAAAGGAGAGAGAGGCCGGAGUUUUAGAGAGAGAAGGGUUGCCGGAAUGUUUAUUGUUGAUGAUGUGUGAGCCCAAGUUGUCAAUGGAGGUUUCAAAGGAGACAUGGGUAUCCAGUAAGGACUUCGUCCGGCGGCAUUCAAGUCGCAAAAAGCCUCCAGCACCACCGCAACUGCAACCGCCGAUCAAACCAACCAACGGUCAAAAUGAGUCAAAGGUCAGUUCUACCACCACCACUAAAGGUCUUGCAAGUACUACUAAAUAUCAAAAUCAUGUCACGGCUGAGGAUGCGGCUGCAGCGGCAGUCCAGCCUGGCCGGUCGUCGUGUUCAUUACCGGCACCGCCGUCCAUGGCGGAGAUGCUGGAGCAGAAGCUAGUGAACGCGGUGGGCUAUGAGCCGUUUGUGCUGACUCGGUGCAAGUCUGAGCCAAUGAGAACAGCCGCGGCUAAGCUAGCCCCAGAUAGUUGCUUUUGGAAAAACCGGAAGCUGGAGCCGCUGCGGCGCGCCUCAUUUGGCGUCGGCGCGGCUGGUGUAGGGUUUUAAGCUAUUUUAGUAUUAUUAUGAUUGAAGUCAAAACCAGAAAAGAACAAAAGACUUGUACAAGUGGGGUGAGCAUGUUGUACAUUUUUUUAGGAAUUUAGACUCAUAAUACACUUUUUUAGUAUAAUAAUCUGUAUGGAUUAUGGGAAGCUGUAUUGGGGGUAGACUAAAUGCACACCUAUAAUAUGUUAAACGACACCUACUUGUUGAUGUCAUCAUCAGACACAUCGACAUUAGUCAUCUCGGAAUCUUUGUUUUACAUUUUCAAUGU